AUGCAGUCCCCCUCUAUUAGCGAUCUAAACCGUCCAGGAGUAGAUUAACGGUUUACUGCAAUGCUUUCCAUCUCUCUUGUCACUUGUUUGUUGUCGCUUUGUUGGCAACUCCAAGAGAAUUCAGCUCAAGUCAACGUUGCUCUACACAAAACAGCAUCACAAUCGUCGAUAGGCAAUUUUAUUGGGGUUGGACAGACGCCCGCUUCCAACGCAGUGGAUGGAAAUACAAACAACAAAUUUUCAGGUGGCAGUGUCGCUAGCACGUACAGUGAGCAAAAUCCCUGGUGGCAAGUUGACUUGGGCGACACCUACAGCAUUUCUAGAGUCGUCGUCUUUCCUUUCUACAGAGACGAUUACCUUAAAGAUUACACCGUAACUCUACUACUAAAACAAGGCAAUCAAUUUGUAACUCAGACCACCACGGACGUUUUUCCUUACUAUGAUGGAGAAACGGCACGAGCAUACGACUGGUGGCCUCCUCAGGAUCUUGUAAGAAUUGUUAGGAUUGACACGAAAGCAUCAACGGAGUUCACCUUACGCGUAGCAGAAGUGCAAGUUUAUUCAAGCAGACUUAGAACUGUAUCUCUAGGUAAACCUGCUCAACAGUCUUCACGUGGAUCAGUGGAUGGUGACCCAUCACGAGCAGUUGAUGGAAAUGUGAGUACAGCAGCUGUAACGAGUGAUGUCGAAAUGAACUCUUAUUGGAAGGUUGAUCUACAAGCACAAUACUGGAUUGGUCACAUUACCGUCAUACCAACAUGUUGUGACAAUAUCGACCAACAUGUAUCGAUAGAGAUCAGAAAUGCUGCGUCACAUGUCGUCUGUUCGUUUAAUGUACAAGUAGCUCUCGCAAAUUCUAGUGGGUUCGACUGCCUGUGA
Corticium candelabrum is the source of this 879-nucleotide messenger RNA. RefSeq lists its product as uncharacterized. NCBI's taxonomy places the organism in Eukaryota, Metazoa, Porifera, Homoscleromorpha, Homosclerophorida, Plakinidae. The transcript has 3 exons. The record is from RefSeq and is a predicted model, not a curated record. The coding region runs from base 61 to 879 and encodes 272 amino acids.